CUUGCAACCUUUUGAGCCCUUUCUUCCUUAUUUUUAUACUAUUAUCAUGGCUUCCAUGUCUUCCCAUGGCUCUGCUUCAUGGACUGCAAAGCAAAACAAAGCCUUUGAGGAGGCUUUGGCACGGUAUGACCGAGACACACCUGACCGAUGGCUCAAUGUUGCAAGAGCUGUUGGUGGCAAAACUGAAGAGGAGGUCAAAAGGCACUACCAACUUCUUGUGGAGGAUGUCAAGUUCAUUGAGUCGGGCCGUGUUCCCUACCCGUAUCGAAACUCGGGAGCCAGUAACUAAG
Cucurbita moschata (crookneck pumpkin) is the source of this 290-nucleotide messenger RNA. Its product is annotated as protein RADIALIS-like 1. The coding region runs from base 47 to 289 and encodes 80 amino acids. Gene Ontology annotation, molecular function: DNA-binding transcription factor activity. Lineage: Eukaryota; Viridiplantae; Streptophyta; Magnoliopsida; Cucurbitales; Cucurbitaceae. The transcript has a single exon. The record is from RefSeq and is a predicted model, not a curated record.